Cynara cardunculus var. scolymus (artichoke) is the source of this 2014-nucleotide messenger RNA. Its product is annotated as protein pleiotropic regulatory locus 1. The record is from RefSeq and is a predicted model, not a curated record. Bases 224 to 1660 code for a protein of 478 amino acids. Gene Ontology annotation, biological process: mRNA splicing, via spliceosome. Gene Ontology annotation, molecular function: protein binding. Lineage: Eukaryota; Viridiplantae; Streptophyta; Magnoliopsida; Asterales; Asteraceae. The transcript has 18 exons. Gene Ontology annotation, cellular component: catalytic step 2 spliceosome; Prp19 complex; precatalytic spliceosome.
CCUCAAAUACGGUACCCCUUCCACCGGCAUCGCCUUCCUCAGCCCUCCAGCCUUAACCUGCCGCCAUCGUCCUUCCUGUGAAUAAAAUUAUUUGCUGACUAUACACAAGAAGAUCAACAUUUUGCCAAACCUUACUUCAACAUUUUCCUCUCCAGCUGCUUCGAGCUGCCACUUCCUUUGCAUUCUUUUGGUAUCUGCUGGGUCUCUUCGAACACACACAAAGAUGCCAGGGCCAACAAUGGAGUCAGAACUGCCAGUGGAACCACAAUCACUGAAGAAGCUCAGCUUUAAAUCCCUGAAACGGGCUCUCGAUCUCUUUUCUCCUCUUCAUUCUCAAUUGCCCCCUCCUGACCUUGAGAGCAAGAAGAUACGUAUGAGCCAUAAGCUACAUGUUGAGUACGGUGGAAUAAAAACCGUUCCAAACCAGCCUGCCAAAAAUGCCUCGCAAAAUCAAGUUGAGCCUUCGAACUCAAAUGCUCUGGUGCUACCAGGAACUGAAAGCUCUAAGAAGAAUGGUACUCAGAGUGAUUUAGCCCUUACUCCUGUUCAACCAAAGAACACAGGCGAUGGUAACUUGACUGGAAAAAGUACUGCCGUCAUUCCUGUUCAUGGGACUUCAGACAGGAAUCUCUCAACUGCAGCCCUUAUGGAGAGAAUCCCUAGCAGGUGGCCACGUCCUGUAUGGCAUGCUCCAUGGAAGAACUACAGAGUCAUCAGUGGCCAUUUGGGAUGGGUGAGAUCUAUCGCAUUUGAUCCAAGUAAUCAGUGGUUCUGCACGGGCUCUGCUGAUCGAACGAUCAAGAUCUGGGAUGUGGGAUCAGGAAGAUUAAGGUUGACACUCACAGGGCAUAUAGAACAAGUUCGAGGCCUUGCUGUUAGCACUAGGCACACCUACAUGUUCUCUGCUGGUGAUGACAAACAAGUUAAAUGCUGGGAUCUAGAACAGAACAAGGUUAUUCGGUCAUAUCAUGGCCAUCUAAGUGGUGUAUAUUGCUUAGCACUUCAUCCAACUAUUGAUGUUCUGCUUACUGGGGGUCGUGAUUCUGUUUGCCGGGUAUGGGACAUUCGCAGCAAGAUGCAAAUUCAUGCUCUAUCUGGUCAUGACAAUACAGUUUGUUCAGUUUUUACUCGACCUACGGAUCCUCAAGUUGUAACCGGCUCCCAUGAUUCAACCAUUAAGUUCUGGGAUCUUAGAUAUGGUAGAACAAUGGCAACUCUUACCCAUCAUAAGAAAUCAGUGCGUGCAUUGGCCCAGCAUCCUACCGAGGAUAGUUUUGCUUCUGCAUCAGCUGACAACAUAAAAAAGUUCAGCCUUCCAAGAGGAGACUUUUUGCACAAUAUGCUUUCCCAACAAAAGACCAUAAUUAAUGCUAUGACAGUCAAUGAAGAGGGUGUGUUGGCUACAGGAGGCGAUAAUGGGAGUUUGUGGUUCUGGGACUGGAAAAGCGGUCAUAGUUUUCAACAAUCUCAAACAAUCGUUCAACCUGGUUCACUGGAUAGCGAGGCUGGAAUUUACGCAUUAUCUUACGACAUAACAGGCUCGAGGCUCAUUACAUGUGAAGCCGACAAAACGAUCAAAAUGUGGAAAGAAGACGAAAACGCAACCCCUGAAACUCAUCCCGUCAACUUCAAGCCACCGAAAGACAUCCGUAGGUUUUAAAUGAAAACUCACCCCAUCAACUUAAAGCACCCCUAAAGCAAGUGGGUUUUAAGUGUGUUUUGGAACAUGCCCAGAAGCCGGAAUGAAGUUGGUUCGUCACCGGGUCCGUUGCAGGGAAUAUUUUAGAAGUUAUUUUCGGGUUUUAAAUUGUAAUAUUGAGUUAUUUAGUACCUGAAAAAGCGUUGUAUUAGGUUUUUUUGUGAUAAAAAUAGUAGUGACAGAAAUGGGACCAGUGUUUAAGAAAGGAGGGCAUUUGCAGGUUAGUUUUGAAAAUAUGCUUCCUGAAAGCUAAGUAGCAUGCAAGGUUCUCUACUUAUUUACUCAUGUUAUAAAGCGAGCGUGUUUGACUUGGUC